AUGGCGAGUCCAGAGACACCAGGGGAUGAGAGUAUGGAGCUGGGGGCCGGGGCUGCAGUGGUAAGCUGUUCAGGCACGUCUACCAAGCCUGGCCCCUCAGGUGCCAAAGUAGACUCCCAGCUACAAGAUGCCGUCCACUUAAAAACAGAGGGGAACAAAUUCUACAAAGAGAAAAACCUUAGGUCUGCCAUUGGACGUUACCACCGUUCGUUGCUCGUUCUGCGUAGUUUAGACUCUGAUGUCACUGCGGCAGUGAAAGGGUUUGGUCCUGAGGCUCCUGUACUUACCGCAGGACAAGAAGAACUACUUAGGAACACACAGAUCGACUGCUACAACAAUUUAGCAGGUAUUACAGGCCUUGACAUGUUUCAUGCAGUAGAUGAGUUGUUUCAAAUCCCGCUCUUUCUGGACUUACCUUUAUCUUCUCUUUUCUGUCUCUCGGUCUCCCCCUCUCUCAGCCUGUCUGCUGCAGAGGGAGGGUGUAGACUACACACGUGUCCAGGAGUACAGCUUGCGGGUGUUGCAGUUGCGGCCAGGUGACAUCAAGGCCCUGUACAGAGCAGGAGUGGCCAAUCUGGAGAUGGGAGACGCACAGAGCGCCAAGCAAUACCUCACUCAGGCCAGCAAAGGACAACCCAAUGGUAGCUCAGCUCUUUGGUUACCAUUUCCCUGUUUGGGGGCUGCUGUCCCUACCACAGCUCGUUGGUUACCAUUUCCCUGUUUGGGGGCUGCUGUCCCUACCACAGCCUUUGGUUACCAUUUCCCUGUUUGGGGGCUGCUGUCCCUACCACAGCCUUUGGUUACCAUUUCCCUGUUUGGGGGCUGCUGUCCCUACCACAGCCUUUGGUUACCAUUUUCCUGUUUGGGGGCUGCUGUCCCUACCACAGCCUUUGGUUACCAUUUCCCUGUUUGGGGGCUGCUGUCCCUACCACAGCCUUUGGUUACCAUUUCCCUGUUUGGGGGCUGCUGUCCCUACCACAGCCUUUGGUUACCAUUUCCCUGUUUGGGGGCUGCUGUCCCUACCACAGCCUUUGGUUACCAUUUCCCUGUUUGGGGGCUGCUGUCCCUACCACAGCCUUUGGUUACCAUUUCCCUGUUUGGGGGCUGCUGUCCCUACCACAGCCUUUGGUUACCAUUUCCCUGUUUGGGGGCUGCUGUCCCUACCACAGCCUUUGAGUAAAACACAACAGAUUAUUGAUGAGUUGUGAGAGUGCGUUAUAAGCAUGCUGUGCUAUCCCCCAACAGAAUGAAGUAGAACACAAUAUAUUGUAUUAUUGUGUCUCUAUGCUAUUCCCAUUCCCCUAAUGUUGAUUGAAAUUGAAAUCACUUUAUUUGUCACUGUCUCUCUUUGACAGACACUAAUGUGAGGAGGCACCUGCAGCGAGCGGAGGAGAGGCUUAGCACGGAGUACCAGAAGGAGAAGGCUCUGUACCAGGUCAUGUUCUCCUCCAGUCGGGGAGGGGGCCAGCGGAGGAGUCACACAUAA
Messenger RNA from Coregonus sp. 'balchen', 1486 nucleotides. NCBI's taxonomy places the organism in Eukaryota, Metazoa, Chordata, Actinopteri, Salmoniformes, Salmonidae. The record is from the annotation of a GenBank genome assembly.